AAAACUCCAUUAUAAGAAGAACAUGGAGCUACAUUGCUUCAAGCCAAAAUACAAAGAACAAAAAAUGGGGGAAAAAUGGGCUAGAGGAGCAAUUGUAAUGUUGGUUUUGGUAACUGGGUGGUAUUGUUCUUGUUGUUGUGGGUGUUUGGAGGAAGAGAGAAUUGCCCUCUUAAACCUCAAACAUUCAAUUCGUCCCCCAACUGGCAAUGUUCUAGCAUCUUGGGAAAGGCAUGGUGAUUGUUGUAAGUGGGUUGGGAUUGAAUGCAACAUCACAACAAAGAGAGUGAUCAAGCUCUCUCUUAGCUCUCUCUUAAUAAUAUUAGGGAUUGGAACUUUGGACAUUGGCUUCAUGAAGAAUGAAGGUCUAGAAAGGCUGUCAAGCUUAAGCAAUUUGAAGGUUCUUGAUUUGAGUUAUAACCAAUUAAACAAUAGCAUCCUAUCAUCUUUGGCAAGUCUUUCAUCCUUAAAAGUGUUAAAUCUAGCAUUCAAUGAGAUGGAAGGAAGUCUCCAUAAUCCAGAAUUAGUUGCUUUAAACGAGUUGAAGAAGUUGGAUUUAAGCAACAAUAGUGUGGAAAGUUUCAUGGCUCCCAAAGGUAUUAAAAGAGUAUCGAGCCUAAGUAAUUUAGAAGUGAUUCAUUUGUUGGAUAAUUCUUUCAAUAACACCACUUUAUCUUCCCUAGGAGGGCUUCCAUCUCUCAAGAUUCUUGAUUUGAGUAGGAACAAAUUAAAAGGAAUACUAAAUAUUAAAGAAUUAGUUGCUCUAAACAAUUUGAAGGAGCUGGAUUUAAGCGAAAAUGAAGUGGAAAGUUUUGUGGCUCCCAAAGAUAGUCACACUUUGAAGGAGUUAGAAGUAUUGCUUUUGGAGGGAUAUUCUCUUCAUAAUAAUUUUCUUCAGAGCAUUGGAACACUAAAUUCUCUUAAAGUUUUGUCUGUGUCCAACUGUGAGCUCAAUGGAACUUUGCCUAGUCGAGGAUGGUGUGAGUUGAAGAACCUUGAAGAGUUAGAUUUAAGUGGAAAUAAUUUUGAGGGAAUACUUCCCUCUUGCUUGGGAAACUUGUCAUAUCUUCAUGUGUUGGAUGUAACAUUUAACCAUUUCAGAGGAAAUAUUACCACCAGCCCUUUUACCAACUUGAAAUCACUUGAAUAUCUCUCAUUUUCAAAUAACAACUUUCAAGUCCCAAAUUCCUUUUCGAUGUUUGCUAACCACUCCAAGCUUAAGGUCCUUAUGGGCGAUGCCAACAAUUUAGUGCCAGAACCUCUCCUUCAAACUCCAACUCCAAAGUUCCAACUUAUAUUUUUGAGUUUGUCUUACCUUGCAUUAAAAGAACCUCCCUACUUCCUCCGUCACCAAAAUGUCGCUAGGGCUGUUGAUCUCUUCCACAACAACAUUACAGGAGGAUUACCAUCUUGGUUGUUCAUGAACAAUACAGCAUUAAAAGGACUUCGUCUAGGAUAUAACUGCAUUUCAGGACCUUUGCAGUUGCCUGCACAACGUCAUUUCAACAUUACAAUCUUAGAUGUAUCUGGCAAUAGUUUACAGCGAAAUCUUCCUAUAAACAUGAGUUCAGUCUUUCCCCAUCUUAAAACCUUAAUCAUGUCUAAAAAUUCAUUUGAAGGUCAGAUUCCUACUUCUUUUGGUGAUAUGAAAUCAUUAGAAUCUUUAAGCCUACCAAACAAUCAUAUCUCUGGGAAUAUCCCUGAUUCCUUUGGUCAUUUGAGCUUAUUAUCCUAUUUGGACUUGUCCAACAACUGGUUGUCUGGAGGAAUACCUGAACUUCUAGUCUCGGGUUGCCCCUUGAAUGUUCUUAGAUUGUCAAAUAAUAAUUUGGAGGGGCAAGUAUUUCCUCUUCUUUUCAACUUAACAAAGUUAUCUGUCUUAAAACUGGGCAGUAAUAACUUUGAGGGAAACAUACCUGAGUUUUCAUCUAUCAACUCUUUUUAUCCACAAAUUAUAGACAUGAGCAACAACCAUAUCUCAGGCAAGCUUCCAAGAUGGAUGGGAAAUAUAUCAUCCUUGCAGGGGUUGUCUUUGGCCAAAAAUCAUUUUGAGGGUCUUUUUCCGGUAGAAUUUUGUGGCCUUCAUUUCCUUGAAUUUCUUGACCUGUCAAGCAACUACUUAUCUGGCUCUAUCCCAGAAUGUUUUAAUCCAAUUGGAAUAGAAUAUGUUCAUCUGAGCAACAAUAGAUUGACUGGGCCAUUAACAAAAGCAUUCUCUCGCUGCUCUUCUCUGGAGACACUGGACCUUACAAGAAACAAUCUAACUGGUAUAAUUCCUGGUUGGAUUGGCAGCCUACCCUUAUUGAGCUUUCUUUUGUUGAAAGCUAACUACUUUGAAGGUGAAAUUCCUGUUCAGUUAUGUCAGUUGAACAAACUAAAGAUGUUGGAUCUUUCUCAAAAUAAUCUUUCUGGUUCUAUACCUUUCUGUUUGAGUAAUUUAACAUUUGAGGCAUUAGUUUCUUCGAAUCAGAUUUCUUAUUGGACAACUGGAAGUGAAAUAGAAAUGAUAGGUUCAUUGGUAAAAAAGUCAAGGAAAAAGCUGGCAGAGACUGGGAAAAAGCUGGCAGAGAUUGCGAUCGACCAUUCAAAAUAUGGAUAUGAGUUGAUUAAAGUGGAGUAUUGGGUAGAGUUUACAACAAAGGGUAUGUCACAUGUUUACAAUGGAAGCAUCUUUCGUUACAUGUCUGGUAUUGAUUUAUCUUGCAACCGUCUCAUAGGAAGGAUCCCAACUGAAAUUGGAUAUUUGAAUGAGAUCCAUGCGCUAAAUAUGUCACACAACAAGCUAACAGGACCGAUUCCCACUACAUUUUCAAACCUAAAGCAGAUUGAAAGUUUGGACAUUUCCUAUAACAAUUUGAGUGGGAGAAUCCCUCCUCAAUUGAUUGAGCUAAACACUCUGGCUAUGUUUUCUGUUGCAUACAACAAUUUAUCAGGACCAACCCCUGAUCAAAAAGCUCAGUUUGGAACCUUUGAUGAAAGUAGCUAUGAAGGAAAUCCAUUCCUCUGUGGAGCUCCAUUACAGAUCAACUGCACCAAAAUUGAAUCACCAUCAGUUUUGACCAAUGUCUCCAAUUAUGACAGGGAAAAUAAUGGUUUGAUUGACAUGAGUGCUUUUUACUGGAGCUUUGUGGUAACUUAUGUUGUAGUAUUGAUGGCAAUCGCAACAGUUCUGCACAUAAAUCCUUAUUGGAGACGAGCAUGGUUUUACUUCAUUGAAGUCUGUAUCACCUCUUGGCACGGAACAACAGGGGCAGUAGAGGCAGCUGUGCCUUGCGCGUUGUUGCAUAUUGCUUCAACUUUGCUACUCGGAUCCAAAGAAGUGAUUUUCAGUAGAUUCAUCUUAAUGUCGGUGCAGGGAACUAUACUACUGCAGUUUAACGUAAUUGCAAUUUUAUCAGCAGAAGUUCCUUGAAAAUUCUUAAAUGUUACAUCACUUAUUUUUACUGCAGUUUCCUCUCAUAGAGUGGGGUGUCUUAGUUAUGGGAGCAUCCUUGACAAAUUUCACCUAUAUGGAUGUCGGAGUGGGGCCGCUCCUAUGAGAAUAGGGCUAUUCUCUAAAUCAUCCAUGAAUACCAGGAUUAGGCACAAAGGCCGUAAUGUGCCGGCUUACCAAGCUCAAAUUAACACCUGGAUUAUAAUGUGUGUGAUAUGGUCUCUUAUAUCCCCUAAGUAGUCCUAGUUCAAGACUUUGCUCACUAGUGACUUUGGAAUAGGAAUCAUUGACUCACUAAGUAGAGGUUCAAGGCAUUGCUACCUCUAUUAUGCAUAUUAAUCCAUCCUUUGCCUAUAUAAUUUUCAUCUUUUUAAAUUUCUUUUAUUUUAAUUAAAAUGGAGGGGGAAU
This is a messenger RNA of Rubroshorea leprosula, 3838 nucleotides long. Lineage: Eukaryota; Viridiplantae; Streptophyta; Magnoliopsida; Malvales; Dipterocarpaceae. The record is from the annotation of a GenBank genome assembly.